Cylindrotheca closterium is the source of this 3009-nucleotide messenger RNA. The record is from the annotation of a GenBank genome assembly. NCBI's taxonomy places the organism in Eukaryota, Bacillariophyta, Bacillariophyceae, Bacillariales, Bacillariaceae.
AUGACCGGUUCUAGCGAAGGAUCUCCGCCAACCAUCUCCGAUAUUGAGCCUUCGCGUGGGGAUGAUCAUGUUGGCGAGAAAGGUGACAAGUCUUCAGCCUCAACGAAAGCACGGAAAUCCAAAAGUCAUGGAUCGACGAGAAGCGGUCAUCACGGUUCUUCCUCUAGCGGUCGUCAUCGUGCCUCCCCGCAUCAAUCCAGCAACAGUGGAUCACUAUACAAGACGCCUGAUUCCACGAGAACUGGCAAAGACAAACUUAGAUUGGCAAACAAGACAAACGGAUCAGAGAUAAUGUCAUCACCACCAUUGAAUUCUCCCGGAGCUCAGAAUGUUUCAGGCUCCAAUAGUCGCGAAAGCAGAAAAGCGGCCAGGAAAAACAGAAAAGGACAACAGCCGUCACCAUCAAUGACUUCUCCUGGGGCUCAAAAUGUUUCGAGCUCGGAUGGGAAUGCCACAAGAAAGUCAUCCAAGUUCAGCAGGGCGAGACAGGCCAACGAUUCAUCAACACCAGUGUUGACUUCUCCGGGCGGUCGGAACAUGUCCUCGAGCUCUGAUGGGGAUGCUAAGAGGAAGGCCUCCAAGGGAGUCAGGAGCAGCAGACAACAAAGAACUCCUGGUAUCACGCAGUCCACCAGGAACAGCAGAGUCAAGGCAAAUGCUGGGACAGAGAUCCGUGCCCCGGCAUUGCUUGGGCCGGUGCAGGCUUCGGAUGCCACGAUGCCGAUGCUCGAGGCUACAGCAGCUCCAGAUGUGGAAGAGCAAAUCGAAGCUGCCCGUAAACAAGCUAGGGAAGAAGGACGAAUGGAAGAACGAAAUGAAAGGACGAGAGAAGAAGAAAGGCAAAGGCAAAGGCAAAUCGGCGAAAUUGAUACCAUCGUUGCUACGCCUCCAGAGGAGAACAAGAUCUCACGAAAAUGCAUGCUGAUUGCUUUGGUCGUAUUUCUGCUUGCUAUUGGUGGUGGAGUUAUAGCUUGGCAAUUGCUAUCUGGAAAAUCAAGCACAAGCGAUGAAGCCCAGCCUCUCAGCAAAUACGAUCCACCUACAGAAGAGGAUUGCCUUUCGGUAUCCCAAGGACUAGGAGUGGAAGGACAAAAUAACACAGCAGCCGAUCAAGUUGGAUUGGAAAUGAAUAUUGUAAUGGCGUCUGAUAUUAAUAUUGAAUUGCUUCGAGGUGAGCUUGAGGCCAAGAUCCAGCAAGAUGUCCUACCACUCCUCGUUGGAUGCGGUAUCGAUAAUGACGUCUCAAUUGAAAACAACGUAUUUAUUCUCGAGAACGCUAAAUUUAACAUGAUCGACAUUGGCGAUCCUAGAGCAUGCAGCACGAAUUUCGAAGAGCUUUGUUCCUCAGCUUAUUUGGAGAUGGAUGUCUUUUCAAAGGAUGACGAUGAACUGGACGAAUCCGUGCUGAGACUAAUUAGGGAUGUCUUUCAAGACGAAGGUACCUUGGAACUGCUGAACUUGGCAUCGCCUGUAAGAGGUAUCGAGUCUACAAGAGUGUUCCAAGUACAAGCAUCCAGCUCCCCGAGCUCAAACCCAUCUAAAGAAGAUGGUGUUGCUGGCGACGAUUCGACAAAUCCAACUGCGUCUCCAUCAACAGUCCAACAAACUGAAUCGCCCUCACGAAAUCCAACGUGGGCGCCGGUCGCCUACCCUACUACCAACGAUCCCACAAGGUCACCGACACUAGCACCGUCAGUGAAUCCAACAUGGGCACCCGUCACAUACCCAACUACGACCGACCCGACAAAAUCUCCGACGUUGGCACCGGCAUUUGAUCCAACAACAGCGCCAGUUACAUUCCCCACAACACAAGCCCCUACCAGCAUUCCGACUCCUGUUCCAACGCUUCAACCUGUGGUUGGUCCAACCUUGGAGCCUACGCCAUUUCCAACACCAAAUCCAACUCUGUCCCCUACCGUGGAAUCCAGUGAAUUGCCAUCAGCUGAUCCAACACCCAAGCCUUCAAUGUCACCAACAGCUGGGCCGACGCCUAGACCUUCAUCUCAGCCAUCUGUGUCACCAACGAUGCAACCCAUUACGCCACUGCCGACAGCAUCACCUUCCACUUCACCUUCCGCUCCACCUAGCGUAACACCAAAACCAUGUUUUCAGACCAGCACCGAGCUCUCGAACCGAGUUGAAGACUGGUUUGAUAAACCUGAAAACAAGGCAUUAACCGAGGAACAAUAUGGACCGAUAGGGGCCUGGUGUUUCGGUGCGGGUGUGACCAGCAUGGAGAAGCUCUUCUCGAGCAUUGAGGUUGAGGACAAUGUAGACUUGUCAUUGUGGGAUGUUUCUUCUGUUAUAACGAUGGAGGAAAUGUUCAGCAAAUCAUCGUUCAAUGGUGACUUGUCGUCGUGGAAUGUUUCAUCUGUGAUGAACAUGCGUGGCAUGUUCAACGAUGCAAGAUCAUUCAAUCAAGACUUGUCAUCCUGGGAUGUCUCUUCUGUGACUGACAUGCGAUCCAUGUUUAAUAGAGCCUCGUCCUUUAAUGGAGACAUAUCGUCAUGGGAUGUUUCGUCUGUCAUAACGAUGGAUCAAAUGUUCGAUGAUGCAACAGCCUUCAAUCAACCCUUGUCAUCAUGGGAUGUUUCGUCUGUCAUAACGAUGGAGCAAAUGUUCAAUGAAGCAAGAGCCUUCAAUCAACCCUUGUCAUCAUGGGAUGUUUCGUCUGUCAUAACGAUGGCGCGAAUGUUCCGACGAGCAUCAUCCUUCAAUCAAGACUUGUCAUCCUGGGAUGUCUCCUCCGUCACAAAAAUGAGAUUGAUGUUCUCAAGUGGUUCAUCCUUCAACGGAGAUAUAUCAUCCUGGGAUGUUUCUUCUGUCACCUCAACGUAUGGGAUGUUCUUGCGAGCAUCAUCUUUCAAUCAGAAUCUUUGCCCAUGGGGCUCGCGCAUUCCAAGCAGUGCUGUUUCUGUUACCGACAUGUUUAACUUUACCAGCUGCCCUUCACAAUCCGAUCCAGACCUCUCUUCGAAUCCACCCGGUCCGUUUUGUUACGAUUGUUAA